UUGAUGCCGUCCUUCGGCCAGUAGACUUCUGGCGGUCACACGCCGCACGUUUUUAUCUUGCUUUUUUUUAAACCGCCAGCACAAUGUGGUUGUUGAUGAGCUCGGGACCACCUUAAAGAGCACCUUCCUCUGAUCCACAUUACAGGUGGAUCAUAUAGAUCUAUCGCAUGUGCGGAGAGGGAAGUUUACCUCCACCGACCCGAGGCUAGAGGCGGAUAAUACAACGGCAGUUUAUACGUCAUGAUGCUCUGAGGCCACUGCAUGAGGCCGCCUGGGCGAACAUGAUGGAGGAGGCUGCCAGCCAGCUUGAAAGAGAUCAUGUACACAAUGUCUACGACAAGAUUGCUCCAUAUUUCAACGACAGCCGCUAUAAAGCCUGGCCGAAGGUACGGCAGUUCCUCCUGGAACUGCAGCCUGGGAGCAUCGUUGCUGACAUUGGUUGUGGUAAUGGUAAGUAUCUCCACAUCAACAAGGACGUGUUCAAGCUGGGGUGUGACGUUUGUCGCCCCCUGGUGGAUUUUGCCUGGAGCCAAGGACAUGAGGUCCAGAUGUGUGAUGGGCUGCAUUUGCCUUACAGAGACAGCUGCUUUGAUGCUGUGCUUUCUAUUGCAGUCAUUCAUCAUCUGUCCACCAAAGAGCGUCGUAUUCGAGCAAUAAAGGAGAUGGCUCGCACUCUGCGAGUGGGCGGACGCAUUAUGAUCUACGUGUGGGCCAUGGAGCAGAAACGUCGUAAAUUUGAGAAACAGGACAUCUUUGUUCCUUGGAACCCCAAUCCUCAAUUCCUUCCCGGCCUCAACAAACCGAGGAGGAGAACCACAGCACAGAGCGUGAGCGAAGCCAUAGACAACACUGAAAAGCACAGGAAGGUUAGAAGCACAUCCUCUGUGGCAGACGAAGAAGAUCUUGGUCGCACUACACCACAGCAGAGGACACACAAACUGUGGUUCUUCUCCAGGUCUCUUGAUUCUGUGUUCGACUUCGGAAGCUUGGGGAUCUCCCGUUCAUCCUCCAGAGACAUGAGCACUUUAUCUUCACCCACAGGUGAAAAUGAGGGGAACAAGUUCAACCUGAGCGGGAGAGGACGAGGGCUUAUCAAGCAAGUCUCAAGUUUCUUUUCUCCGCCAUCUGUGGUCGGAUCAGAAGAGGAUGUCUUUGUCACAGAGCAGCACAAGGGACCGAAUAAUUCUGGAGGCAAUGGCACCACUAACAACAGCAGCGCAGUGUCUUUAGUCCAGGAGUGUGGCUCUCUGGCUCUACCAGAUCUAGUCUCCUUGCAGGGGGAGGACCUAAAGCAGUCUGGAGAUGAAAGAGAUGGAGGGCUGCUGGGAGAAGAGCUGCAGGAAAGCACACAGAGUCCUCAGGGGAGUGAAGGGCAGGUGGAAGGCUCCUGCCUCAGGUACUACCACGUCUUCAGGGAGGGCGAGCUGGCAGAGCUGAUAGCGAAUCAUGUCGAAGAACUUCAUGUUAAACACACCUACUUUGAUCACGCCAAUUGGUGUGUGGUGGCAGAGAAAGUUCAGGUAUGGAAAAUAUGACCGGAACUUGUCAUAUUUGAGUUCACUUUGCAUCGCCUCUGCCUCAAGUUUUAGCACUGAAUUCCACAUGUGAGAAUAAUGACAUUCUUUUCAUUUAAAUGUGCAAAUGUAGCCAUUGUUGAAGGUCUAUGUAACACUAACAUUCUCCAGUGCUGUAAUUCUCUCAUGAACUAUUUAAAAAUGAGAUUUUUAUCCAUGUAUUUAUUUUAUCCUGGAACCAGCUAUAUGUCAGAGCUUUUGGAAAGCAGCAAAUAGAUAUUUUAUGGAAGUGUUCAACCGUGGCCGUUACUGUAUGUUGUACCAGAUUAUUUUUAACUAUU
This is a messenger RNA of Pundamilia nyererei, 1855 nucleotides long. RefSeq names its product tRNA methyltransferase 9B (gene trmt9b). Gene Ontology annotation, molecular function: S-adenosylmethionine-dependent methyltransferase activity; tRNA (5-carboxymethyluridine(34)-5-O)-methyltransferase activity; tRNA binding. Gene Ontology annotation, cellular component: nucleus; cytoplasm. Lineage: Eukaryota; Metazoa; Chordata; Actinopteri; Cichliformes; Cichlidae. Gene Ontology annotation, biological process: tRNA methylation; tRNA wobble uridine modification. The transcript has 4 exons. The record is from RefSeq and is a predicted model, not a curated record. The coding region runs from base 282 to 1535 and encodes 417 amino acids.